AUGGCCCUGGAGGAAAGUGGCAGGCGGGCGGAGACUUCUGGGAGCCACGUGGAGAUCUGGGGCUCCCCUGGGGAAGCCGGAGCCGAAGGGCCUUUCCUUUUGGAGCAGACGUCGAGGGACUCCACCGACCGGUCCUCCGAAAGCGACGACGGCUCCCGCGAACCCCCCAAAGUGCCACGAGACGAGGCGAACACGAACGCCGAUGAGCCGCUGUGGAGACCUGCCCUGACGCCUGUGGGAGGGACGUCCCACCAGUGCACGCGCCGCCAGGAGCAGCUGCAGUCCAAAGCCCUGCAGGCUUUGGAGGGGUCCCGCCAGGCAAGUGAGGAAAUAGCUCGGCUCAUGAAGGAGGCUUUAGCCAGCCAGGUGGAAGCCCGGCGGGCUGAAAGGGAAGCCCGGCAUGAGACGAGCGAAGCCCUGCUGGAGGCCCUGCGCGAAGAGACCAGGAAUUCUGAGCGGCUGCUGGCGGCAUCCAAGGACCUGGUGAAAACUCUUCGUGAAAGUGACAAGCGGUUCCAGGAACGGCUGUCCCGGCACAGUGAACAGAUGGAAAGGCUUGUGUCCUGGCUGGUGCCCGUCAGGGAGCAAAAGACCACUUCUGCCCCUCGGCCCCCCAUGGGUGGGUCAGUGCCCCACAGCAACCUUGCAGAUGCUGAAUGCGCACCGCCCUCGAAAUCUCCCCGCCUGGAAGGAGCGUCGAAUCCCUCCCCCCAGUGCAUGUGUCUCUGUCCCCCAGCCCCAAAAUCCCCAAGGAAACAACGGUGCCCCAGAAAGUUACCAAAGGUGAAAUAA
Messenger RNA from Gekko japonicus, 792 nucleotides. RefSeq lists its product as uncharacterized. The record is from RefSeq and is a predicted model, not a curated record. Bases 1 to 792 code for a protein of 263 amino acids. Lineage: Eukaryota; Metazoa; Chordata; Lepidosauria; Squamata; Gekkonidae. The transcript is spliced from 2 exons.